AUUUUGUCUGUGUAGCCUAGACAUAAUACUAAUAUAAAAAUACUGUGAUAAUACAUACUCGCAGCAGUCGCUCCUCAAAUGAGAAGACGUAAAAGAUGGAGCUUCAUAUUUUAGAGCACAGCUUGAAAGUGGCGAGUAUAGAGAAAGAGGGGAUCCAGAUUUGCACUCACGGAUUAAUAAAACUCGCCUUCCUGGCCUCCAAAACAAGAUGCAAGUUCUUCAGUUUGACGGAGACUCCGGAGGACUACACCAUUAUCGUGGAUGAGGAGGGCUUUAAAGAGCUGCCACAGUCGGAGCACAUCAGUGUUGCCGAUGCCACAUGGUUGGCCCUCAACGUGGUGUCCGGGGGUGGCAACGCCUCCAAUUCGCAGCCCAUCGGAGUCACCAAAAUCGCCAAAUCAGUCAUUGCACCGCUGGCCGACCACAACAUCUCUGUUUUCAUGCUGUCGACGUAUCAGACGGAUUUCAUUCUGGUUCGAGAGCGAGACCUGCCGAUGGUCAUGCACACGCUGUCUUCCGAGUUCACUUUGCUUCGGGUGGUCAACGGGGAGACUGUAGCUGCGCACAAUCUGGGAGUCACCAAUGGAUUUGUAAAGCCAAAACUUGUGCCCCGUCCCAUCAUUCACCCUUUAUCUAGUCCCAGCAACAUGUUUUGUGUGACCAGCCUGGACCCAGACACGCUGCCCUCUGUAGCCACCCUGCUCAUGGACGUCAUGUUUUAUUCUGGAGGGCCAAAAGAACCCGGAGCAUCCAGCGAAGACUCCAGUCACAUCCGCUUCUUCUCCUUCUCCCUGAUCGAAGGCUACAUCUCUCUGGUCAUGGAUGAACAGACAACUCAAAGGUUUCCAAACAACGUCCUUUUCACCAGUGCUUCGGGUGAGCUUUGGAAGAUGGUUCGCAUUGGGGGGCAACCUUUAGGAUUUGAUGAGUGUGGCAUCGUGGCUCAGAUAUCAGAACCCCUGGCAACAGCUGACAUUCCAGCUUACUACAUUAGUACCUUCAAGUUUGACCACGCCCUGGUUCCCGAAGAAAACAUCCAAAGCGUGAUCGGAGCUCUGCGGACUGAGAGCACGGCACAGUGAAGGAAAACCACGAAAACAACUGUUUUCAAAGUCAUUUCGUUCAAACGUUUAUCAUGUCCAAAAAGUGCCAAGAGCUUAUUAGCGGACUACUGCGGACCGGCUCUGAUAGAAGGAAGGGAUCUAAGCACAGAGUGUGGGCGGAGUUUGGUGGGGUGGGGUGUGACGGUGUGAUAGGGAUGCCUUUGUUACUUGAUCAUUUUCUUUACCCUCACCCCUCCUUCGACGGCCCUCCACUGCCUGCUCUGGUAGUUGUUGCUUUAGUUUACCAGACUGAAUAUGUUUCUUUUCCUCUCUAAAGCUGCUUCUUCCCACUCCCCGAACCCCCAUGAGCACCAUACUGUAUUAGUUACAUAAUUCCUCUCAUGGAAGGAUGACGAAUGUACUCUCAAAAA
Molecule: messenger RNA, 1474 nt
Organism: Seriola dumerili (greater amberjack)
Lineage: Eukaryota; Metazoa; Chordata; Actinopteri; Carangiformes; Carangidae
Gene: castor2
Product: cytosolic arginine sensor for mTORC1 subunit 2
Exons: 10
Coding region: 96-1082 (328 amino acids)
Biological process (GO): cellular response to L-arginine; negative regulation of TORC1 signaling
Cellular component (GO): cytosol
Source: RefSeq, a predicted model, not a curated record